Pongo pygmaeus (Bornean orangutan) is the source of this 3951-nucleotide messenger RNA. It is a transcript of the gene VWA3A, whose product is annotated as von Willebrand factor A domain containing 3A. The transcript has 35 exons. NCBI's taxonomy places the organism in Eukaryota, Metazoa, Chordata, Mammalia, Primates, Hominidae. The coding region runs from base 369 to 3836 and encodes 1155 amino acids. The record is from RefSeq and is a predicted model, not a curated record.
AUAAUCACCUGGGGCCAUUGUUAAAAAGUCACAUUCCCACACCUUUUCACAGUUCUGAAUCAAUCUCCUGAAUGGGAAUGUUUUCUUAGCAAACAAUCCAGGAAGGCCACAGGCACCAGGGCUCUACUGGCCUAAACCAUAGUUCUGUGCUGACUGAGAGGUUCUGAAAUUAGAAAAGAGGUCUAAAUCCUGCUUCCAGGUUUUUGUGAGGUGGAGAAAAGCAGAGUGACCUGGGAGAAGUGGUUAUCAACAACACAGCCGGUGACUUCUUCCCUGGGGGCAAGCUUCGCUGCUGAGUUGCUUGGAGGAGCUUGGAGAAGCAAGGCCCUGGAGUGCCAGGAGCCCUUCUCCCAAAGAUGGAGAAAUAAAUGAAGAUAUACAGCAUUAGGAGAAACACUGGCAGAGAUUCAAAGAAGCCACUAAAGCAGAAGAAUAUGAAUGGACUUGGUCAAAAUUCGGACAAUGGAUUAUUGGUUACACAUGUUAACCAGACACAGGACUUACUGAGGCUGCAGGGGAGCGAGACCCAGUCUUCAGAUUGGGAGGACACUGAAGACUGGCUUUCGGCUCACAGUUUGAAGUGUCAGAAACUCACCUUGGCUGACCUGAUAAGCCAGGGCACAGAAGUGCUGGAGGAGGGCACCAAUGUCGUGCAGAAAAUACGUUUCUCCACCCAGAUCAUCCGCCACUUUGAAUCAAAGCUUUCUGACACUAUUGAAGUCUAUCAAGAGAGAAUUCAGUGGCUCACAGAAAACAGCAAGAAGGCAUUUGGCCUCGUCAAAGGGGCCAGAGUCAGCGUCCUCAUAGAUGUGUCAGCCGUCAGCAGUGGCCCUCAGAAAGAGGAGUUCCAAAAGGACCUCAUGAGCCUCAUCGAUGAACAGCUGAGCCACAAGGAGAAGCUGUUUGUCCUGUCCUUUGGCACCAAUGCCAGGUCCCUCUGGCCAGACCCCAUGGAAGUCAGCGCCUCCACCCUCCAGGAACUUAAGCUCUGGGUAAAGACACUGCAGCCUGAUGGAGGCAGCAACCUGCUACAAGCUCUGAAGAAGAUCUUUACUCUCAAGGGCCUGGAUUCCCUGGUGGCCAUCAUGAGAAGCUGCCCAGAUCAGCCUUCUGAAAUCCUGUCUGACUACAUCCAGCAGUCCACCAUGGGAAGAAACCUCAUCAUCCACUUCAUCACCUACAGAUGCGAUGAUCAGAUGCCCCCUGCUGUCCUGAAGAACCUCGCAGAAGCUGUUAGGGGCUACUACCACUGCUACAGCCCAAAGAUGGAGCACUACACCAGCCGGGACAUGGAUGAGCUCCUGGCAGAAAUUCAGAAGGCCCAGAGCCUCCUCAGCCACAUGCAAGCCCUGCGGCACAGCAGCCCCUGUGAGGCGCUCACCUGCACCAUGGAGGAGAUUUCCACAGAGAUUACAAAUGGGCCACUCAUAAGCCUCUUGCCUAAACCCCCAAAGCAUGACUCUCCUCUCACCAUUGAGUUUCCAAACUUGGACAAGACUUCUGCAGAGUGGCUUAAGGUCAAUGGUCUGAAAGCCAAGAAAUUAAGUCUAUAUCAGGUCCUGGCACCCAACGCAUUCUCUCCUGUGGAAGAAUUUGUACCUAUUCUCCAGAAAACAGUAUCAUCGACUAUCCAUGAGAAGGCAAUGAUACAAUUUGAAUGGCACGACGGGACAGUGAAGAACAUUCAUGUGGACCCACCCUUCCUCUAUGAGUACCAGAAACAGCUCAGCAGAGCUAUGCGGAUGUACGAGAGGCGGAUCGAGUGGCUCUCCCUGGCCAGCAGAAGAAUCUGGGGCACUGUCUGUGAAAAAAGGGUGGUUGUACUGCUCGAUAUCUCUGCGACCAAUUCCAUGUACAUUAUUCAUAUCCAGCACUCCCUGCGGCUGCUGCUGGAGGAGCAGUUAUCCAACAAGGACUACUUCAACCUCAUCGCGUUUGGAAGCACAAUUGAAAGCUGGAGGCCUGAGAUGGUUCCUGUGAGUCACAACAAUUUACAAAGUGCCUGGCGGUGGGCCCUGAACCUGCGAUGUCGGGGCAGCAGGAACGUUCUCAGCGCCCUGCGGAAGGCUGUAGAAGUGGACUUCAAGGACAAAGACAAACACCAAUCGCAGGGAAUCUACCUCUUCACUGGGGGCAUCCCCGACCAGGACAUGCCUAUACUCAGCGCCUACAUGGCCGAGGCCUGUGGUGGCUGCGACCUCCAGCUGAACGUGUGUCUAUUCUACGUGGGCGAGCCAAAGAUGGACACCACACCCCCUGCCUGCUAUGCCAAUCGCACUGACACGGCCGCUGCCUACAAGGAGGUUACCCGGGCUGCAGGUGGCCGCUUCCACUGGUUUGGAGACACAGGCAUUUAUGAGAGCGAUGACAUCAACUCCAUCAUGUCUGAGAUGGAAAAGGCUCUCAACUACUCCCAAAAGUGUGCCUUCCUCAUGGCCUCCCUGAAGAACCGUUCAGGAAAAGUACUGGGAAAUGCAGCCCUCCCAAAAGAAAAACCAAAGACACUUCAGCUAAGAAGUCAGCCCAAGAAGCUCUGCCCUGCCAGGCCCACCGUCCCCCUGGGGGCCAGAAUGAGCAUUAAAGAUGACCAUGACAUAGAGAAGAGCCCCCUGCUGAAAUCUCUGAAAUGGCAUCCACUCAGUAGCAGAGUUGGCAUCUCACCAGCUGCGGCCCAGCCAAUGAAAGAAGCGUUGAUGGAACUGAGGAGGAAGACCAAGACAAGGGAAGCAGAGACAUCUCUUUCACUGUUCUACACAGAGAAAGGGAAUAACGUGGGCUCGGUGUACAAGAAGUACCCUCAAGGAAGGGGCUUGAGAAGGACUAGCUCUUCUAUUGACUUACCCAGAAAGGAUACAGUUUGCUCAAGCCAAGAGUGGGUGGCAAAAUAUGGGCUCAAAAAAUUGAAGCUGGAGAUUUCCAGAUGCAUGGGUCCCAACUGCACUCAUCAAAAGUCAGGACAGAGGUCAGCAUCAGCCAAACACUGCAGCAUCUUCCCCAGCAUUGAGAUCCAUGGAGUGGUGAGACACAUCCAGUGGACGCCCAGGGAGAUGGAGGUGUACAUCAGGCACUUGGAGAAGGUGUUAAGGCGCUAUGUCCAGAGGCUGCAGUGGCUGCUGUCCGGGAGCCGCCGACUGUUUGGCGCCGUUUUGGAGAGAAAAGUAUGCAUUUUGCUGGACACGUCAGGGUCCAUGGGCCCCUACCUGCAGCAGGUGAAGACAGAGCUGGUUUUGCUGAUUUGGGAACAGCUGCGGAAGUGCUGUGACAGUUUUAACCUGCUCAGCUUUGCAGAGAGCCUUCACUCGUGGCAGGACACGCUGGUGGAGACCACAGAUGCAGCGUGUCAUGAGGCUAUGCAAUGGGUGACCCACCUGCAAGCUCAGGGCAGCACCUCCAUCUUGCAAGCAUUGCUGAAAGCUUUCAGUUUCCAUGAUCUGGAAGGAUUGUACCUCCUGACCGACGGAAAGCCAGACACAAGCUGCAGCCUUGUCCUAAAUGAAGUCCAAAAACUCAGGGAGAAAAGAGAUGUGAAAGUGCACACCAUUUCCCUGAACUGCUCAGACAGAGCGGCAGUUGAAUUCCUGAGAAAGCUGGCUUCCUUCACCAGCGGACGCUAUCACUGCCCUGUGGGUGAGGACACACUCUCCAAAAUUCGCAGCCUGCUGACCAAAGUCUUCAUCAAUGAAAAGGAUCCCACGCUGCCACCAUUUGAAGGAGAUGAUUUAAGGAUCCUGGCCCAGGAGAUCACCAAGGCCAGAGGCUUCCUCUGGCAGGCCCAAUCCUUCAGAUCCCAACUCCAGAAGAAAAAUGAUGCAGAACCAAAGGUCACUCUUUCCUAGAGAAGUGUUCUCAGAAAUGUCAUCCUGCAAAGGACCACUCACUGAGCAAAUCUCAGCCCUGAGGGCAGGAUGGGAUGGAAUGCUGUAACCCACAGGAAACAUGAUUCCUGGUACC